Molecule: messenger RNA, 6886 nt
Organism: Daucus carota subsp. sativus
Lineage: Eukaryota; Viridiplantae; Streptophyta; Magnoliopsida; Apiales; Apiaceae
Product: pentatricopeptide repeat-containing protein At4g01570
Exons: 5
Coding region: 1459-3963 (834 amino acids)
Molecular function (GO): protein binding
Source: RefSeq, a predicted model, not a curated record
AACUAAACACCCAAUUCGAUUAAAAACACACACAUCAAAAAACUUCCUCUCGACUCUGUCUAUCUACAUCCAUGGUUUGCUCUGCUAUCUCAUGGCCAACAAUAACUCACAUCUACCCUGCUACUUUAGUUUCUAUUUUAUUCUUUUGAUCUUCUAUUUCUUCACUAUCUGAUUUUGUAUUUCUUCACUAUUAAUUUCUAUUUUUUAAAUUAUGCAGGUGGUUAGGUUUCGAGUUGGUGUUUUAGCCGCAGCUUGAAAUUUGGGUCUUUGAGUUACAGAUUUCAUCGAGGUUAAACUAUUAAAUAAACUUGCAUCAGCUAGAGCUUCAGGACGGUCUAUAUUUCUACACAUCCAUCUUUAUUAUUUAGAAAAUCUGAUGAAAUAGCAGAACUUAUAUGUCUCCCUACUUUUGAGUAAUGUAAUUACUAUUGUUCCUAGAAUGUACAUGAAUUGAGUUGGCUUAUGUGCUACCUGGUUUUGACGUGCUAAAUUCCAAACCGGAAGAAAGUAUAUUAAUGUUUUAAAAUUUCAAAAAUGAAUAACUGUGAUUCGAAAUAGAGAAAACUGUUCAAGGCAUAGACUUCCUGUUUCCUACUAAUAGUUGUGGAUAGUGACUGGUUCUAUAGCUUCAGCUUAUAUCAUUUUGAAUUUCUCACGGAAAACCCUGUAUGAGGUUGUCUAUCUUCUGAUAUAUUGUUUAUACAAUUAUAGAUAGUAGCAAUAUGCACCAGAAAACCCUGUAUAUAGACAUGAAUAAAGUUGCCUAUCUAUAGUAUUUAUCUUAUUCUGCACAGGGAAAUACUCAGAGACCAGAAUUGUGUGUAGUCACUUGGAACAGUGAUGAGCUUGCAACAGAUGCACUGCCUAUUAAUGGGUUUGAGCAUUAUAAGGAAAAUGAUUUCGUUGCUAAUGCUCCAUUUUUAGGUAAUCCCAGAAUAAGCUGGUGAGCUCCUUUACCCAAACAGUUGUUUUCGAUCUGAACCAACUCAGUCUGCACGAUAAGAUAACCUAAUAGAAUUUAAUAAUGAAAUAUAUACAUAUGGUGGAAUGAGAUCUAAACAAUUAAAGAUAUAUAUUACUAGGCACUGCCUAUAUGUCUAUUCUAGUUUAAUGAUAUAACUGCAAAGGCCGUGUCACAUAUCAAAAAUCGAGGGGUGAGCUUCGUGCUUUAAGUUGUAUUUAUCUUUAUAAGUUCGUAAAUUAUUAUUGAAGAUAACUUAUAUUGUUUUGACUCGUAAAGUCAAACCGUAAAAAUUGCAAUUUUGUAUAAACAGUAACUCGAACUCUUAAAAUUGAGGUUGGCGGGAAUUUUUGACAGCCCAGGGGUGGUGGCCAUUGCAUACCUGGGCUACGUGUUUCGAAGCGAUCAAUAGAUGCCGAUAGCUUUAAACGAUCACAAUUCAGGAUCAGGUGAUUACGGAUUGCAGGGGAAGACCAACAUUGCCAGGCAAUAACGAUAUGUGUUCUAUCUGCAACAAGAAGCUAGCUAUAACUUCUGCUUAUCUUUUCUUCAGGAGAAAUAUUGGCACGACGACAACUUCAACUAAACUUGGGAGCUUCCUUAUAAUUGCGUCUAUUGCUAAGGCACUAUCUGGGACAGGAGGAAUACGUAACCUAGAUGGGGACUCGAUUCCCCUUUCUGAAAGUCUUGUACUCCAAGUUCUCCGACGGAACUCCAUUGACAUAUCAAAGAAGUUGAGUUUCUUUCAGUGGUGCUCUCUCAGGCCUGAUUACAAGCACUCUGCGAAGACAUACUCUCAAAUAUUUCGAAGUGUCUGUCUUCACUGCCACAAAAAUCAGCAGCAGCAACUCCUUGAGGACAUCCUCAACCUGCUUGGCUUUAUGAAGCAAGAUGGUGUUGUUCUUGAUUCUGCAACUUAUAAACUGCUCCUUGAUGCCUUCAUCCGAUGUGGGAAGUUCAGUUCUGCACUAAAAAUCUUGGAUUAUUAUGAAAGUGAUCUUGAAAUGAAGACAACUGCCGACCACUUAAACCUUGACAUAUAUAACUCUGUCCUUGUUGCACUUGUUCGAAAUGAUCAGCUAGAUCUUGCCUUAACUAUAUUUUUCAAGCUUUUCGAUGCAUCAAACGUUAGUAGUACUGACAACGGUCAGAGAAAUAACAACAAUCAUAAUGUAUUUCCCAGUGCUUUUGCUUGUAACGAGCUGUUUGUGGCUCUUCGGAAAGCAGAGAUGAAGGAAAAAUUUAGAGGAAUUUUUGAUAAAUUGAGAGAGAAGCAUAACUGUUUGUUGGACACAUGGGGCUACAAUAUAUGUAUUCAUGCCUUUGGGUGUUGGGGUGAUCUGGCUAUGUCCCUGAGACUCUUCAAAGAGAUGAAGGAAAAGAGCGUUGGCUCCAGCGGUUUCUAUGGUCCUGACUUGUGCACGUAUAACAGCCUUCUUCAUGUGCUCUGCUCUAGUGGGAAAGUGAAGGAUGCACUCCUUGUCUGGGAAGAACUGAAGGGAUCUGGUCAUGAGCCUGAUGCCUUCAGUUAUCGCAUUCUUAUUCAGGGAUGCUCCAAGUCUUACCUGAUAGAUGAUGCAACAAAGAUAUUAAAUGAGAUGCAAUACAAUGGCUUCCGUCCAGAUACUGUUGUUUACAACUCCCUUCUAGAUGGGUUUCUCAAGGCAAGGAAACUUGCCGAAGCAUGCCAUCUGUAUGAGAAGAUGAUUGACGAGGGGGUGAGAGCCUCAUGUUGGACGCACAACAUCCUAAUUGACGGGCUAUUUAAAAAUGGAAGGGGUGAAGCUGCUUACACUCUGUUCUCUGAUUUAAAAAAGAAAGGUCAGUUUGUGGAUGGGAUUACGUACAGCAUUGUCAUAAUGCAUGUUUCAAGGGAAGGUCUGAUUGAGGACGCGUUGGAUUUAGUAAAGGAGAUGCAAAUUAGGGGAUUCCCGGUGGAUUUGGUUACUCUAACAUCACUCUUAAUUUCGCUUUAUAAGCAUGACCGGUGGGAUUGGACUGAUAGGCUUAUGAAGCAUGUUAGGGGCGGCAAUUUAAUGCCAGCCGUUCUCAAGUGGAAUGCCAAUAUGGAAGCAUCAGUAAAAGGUCCACAAAGCAGAGAAAAGGAUUAUACACCAAUCUUUCCUUCCACAGGUGAAUUUUCAGAUAUAUUACAAUUUCUUAGUUCCUCUAGCGGAGUGAUUGGUAUGAAUCUUGCCAAAGAAGGAGUUGGUCAAAACGACAAGGGAACUUCCAAGAUUGAUGUUGACCCAUGGUCUUCAUCACCAUAUAUGGAUCUGUUAGCUGAACAAGUUGAUUCUAAAGAGCAUUUAUCUUCACUUUUUUUCUUGUCCCGAGCAAAACGAAUUGAAGAGAAAGGCAUUGAUUCAUUUGAUAUUGACAUGGUCAAUACAUAUUUGUCUAUUUUUUUGGCCAAGGGAAAGCUAAGUUUGGCCUGCAAGUUAUUUGAGAUUUUCCGUGAUAUGGGUGUUAAUCCUGUGAGUUACACUUACAAUUCCCUUUUGAGUUCCUUUGUAAAGAAGGGUUAUUUCAAUGAAGCGUGGGGCGUUCUUCAAGAAAUGGAUGAAAAAGAUUGCCAUUCGGACAUAGCAACAUACAACAUGAUCAUUCAAGGGCUUGGUAAGUUGGGAAGGGCAGAUCUUGCCAGUGCUGUUCUAGAAAAGCUAAUGAAGCAGGGCGGUUAUCUUGACAUCGUGAUGUAUAAUACUCUGAUUAAUGCCCUAGGGAAGGCUGGUCGAAUUGAUGAUGCAAACAAGCUUUUUGAACAAAUGAAAGUUAGCGGAAUAAACCCUGACGUUGUUACAUAUAAUACCCUUAUUGAGGUCCAUAGCAAGGCAGGCAGAUUAAAGGAUGCAUACAAGUGCUUAAAGAUGAUGCUGGAUGCAGGUUGUCCUCCUAAUCACGUCACAGAUACAACUCUGGACUAUCUAGAGAGGGAGAUUGAGAAAGUGAGAUACCAAAAGGCAUCAAUGAGACGAUCUGAUGAAGGAGAUUUAUCUUGAAAACUGUUUGAUGUGGCUGGUUAUUUGCAUGUUUUAGACUGUAGGGGAUAGGUGUGAUUUAAACUCAAAAGUAUUUUUUGGUGUUCAUUAUCAUGCCUUGUAUUUGUCAUAUAUGUUUAGCAUGGUCUACCAAAGAAAACAUUGCUUCGUCUUCCAAUGUUUCGUUUUGCAAUCUAUUGUCUGGCCAAAUAAGUUACCUAGUCUUGAAGGAGUAGAGUUCAACAGAUUAAUGAUGCUACCCUUGACAUGCAAUAUUGUUCAGGAAAUGUUUUACACUGGGUGGAAGACGAGUUUCCAGUAACGGUUCUUCGUCAGGUGUAUCUAAUAGUAAAAGUGCAACAAUGUCUUUCCUGUAUGUCAGUCUUAAGCUAAUAAGCUCUCUGCGUGUUUAUCUUUCAUGAGACGGUGCUUAUAUUUGCUUAUAAGCCAUAAUUGACUUGUAUGGUGGUUGCCAAGAGGCCCUUUAUUGCUCCAUUUUUUGGAUAUGGAUAUGGAUCAAGGAUUUGAUUUACUAAUGUGAGGAAUGUUGACAUCUUUUCUAAUAGUAUAUCAGAAUCUCCUGGCUGGCCAACUCUGGCAAGCAGUGUGAGGAGCUCUCCUACAAUCAGUGCUCUAUUAGAUCUGUUCUUCUACAUCCAGCAUCCUGAUAUAUAAUGAUCUCUGGCAAGUAUGACUGGCUCUUAUGGACCUUCCAAGCAGAAUUCAGACUCAUGUAGCCUGGUCAGUAGGAUAUUCAAACUCAAUAGAGAACCCAGCCAUGGUCUUUAGACUCUUUAUGAUAAACAGUGAUUCAGGAAUGAAACUUAAUGGUGAAAUUCAGUUGACUGAGCAAAGAAAUAAAUCAGAGCUAGUGGCAUCUGUUGAAUCGUACUGAGAUGGAGAUCUUCAGAAGAAGCAAUCUUAUACUUCUGCAUUGAUUGCACAUUCUGCUAAUUCAGUAACAAGUGGCCAAUUAUAUACACUACCACUAGGCUGAUGUAGUGAAAUCAUUUGAUUUCACAGAGCACAUUAUGUACUGAUAUAUUCUUAUACAACUCGAAGGACUAUAGCAGAGAGACAUCUGGUGCAGAUAAUUCUUACAAUGCCAUGCUCCAGUAAGUAAAUGUAGAUGCUCGAAGCGCUAUAGCAGAGAAACACCUGGUGCAGAUAAUUCUUACAGUGCCAUACUCCAGUAAAAGCUGCAUCCACCAUUAAGGAUCUUAAUGCUCCAAGAGAUCAGUCUGAAUUUAGUUCAGGGUCACGAUUGCAAGUAGCAGAAACUCAUUCCUUUGAAGUUGGAAAAGAUUUGAUAAUUUUAAUAUUCAGACUUCAAGUUUUCCGUAGUCCAGAAGUUUUCAUAAGCGGCCUAAUUUAUAUCAUUUGUCAGAUAAUUCCAAGGGCCUGCAUAUUCAGGAUGCUUACAUUUCACCCAAUGUCAAUGUUGAUUUUCAACCAAAUAUGUUCUUUGCACAAGAAAAUAAUAUCCCAGUUAUGUUGAAUGGUUGUUCUGAGAACCAAACUAGAAGUGUUACUAAUUUGAAUAACAGUAUAACACUGCUUAUAAUUCUUUUAUAUGUUACCAGAUGUGUCUGGAAUGAUGAGUGUUGGAAUGGAGGUGAGUUAAUAAACUCUUUAGCUUGACCUCAGAAUUGGGCUAAUUUCCUCGGUGGAACUGAUAAACUGCAGGGCUCUUGGUGUAUCAUUUUCAAGGAAAGUACAAAACAGCAACCAGUCUAGGUUCUCUUUUGCAAGAGAAGAGGUUGAGAAGAUUGUUAUAUGAUAGAAACUCUAGUGAAAAGUUCUAUUGGCCAACUUUGUUGUGCUUCAGUUCUCCAAUCUUUGAUAAUUGGACAUGUUUGCAAAUAUACAUAUAAGAUGUUCCCAGUACAUCAGUGGAAUUAUCUGGCUACAUUUUGUGUCCAUAAGUUGAUUGUAAUUCAUUAUCUCACAUGCAGCUCUUUGAACAAAAAGAAAAAUUUAUGUUCACGGCAUUGUUGCGUUUUUCCGCUUGGAUUCACUUCUGUAUGAUCGGCAUUUACCUAGUAGUAUGAUCUUAGCAUAUAGACUUUGUGCUCGUCUAAACAUUGUACCUUGAUCUAUCUUGCAGCAGUCUAGAUGGCCUAUACUAUGAAAUUGGUCUGCAAGAAGGUACUUCUGUUAUAGUUGUAGUACAGCCUGCACAAGGUAUGUGAUCGAAGAUUUAAACCAAUAACUGUUGACGGUUACUUGCUUAGUGCUCGAACUUGAAACUUGCUUACGGUUGAUAGUGUAUAUGCUAUGAAAUACAGUUUUUUUUUUUUCAGAUGCCUGUCCACUGCAUUCUUAUUCACCCUUGAAUAUGUAUGUACCUGUAUUGACCCUGUGUUUCGAUACCUGAGAUUCUUGAAAAAAAAAUUAUACAAAAAAUCAAUUAAUUGGUGAUCUUAGAAAUUCUUUAGCUACUUGAACAAUAUGCAUUGGUGAUUAUGCUUAUAUUAUGUCCUUUACAGGAAAACCUUCACAACUCAAGCAAUGUUCUGUAUGACUUGGAUAUUUUUUUAUUCUCAAUAACAAAAAUUGCUGGGGUUAUGAUUUUUGAUCUACAACCUAGCGUUCUUCAUUUGCAAUGCUCCUAGAUUCCAGGGAAUGUAUCAGACUAUCAGUAUCACCCAGCUGGCAGACAAGUUGUGCAAUAAGAGCCUUUCUUCAACGGGACAACAUAAUCGUUCCUUGGCUUGAAGAUUUCAAUUUAGCAGAUUAAACUGGAGGAAGGGAAACGAGUAGAGACUCAGUUUGUAGUGGCGAGUGGCUUGAAAGCAGACGACAUGAGCAAUUCUAGUCAAUUUUGUUUAUAAGCAACAAGCUAUGAGGUACGAGCUAAUGACCCUGUAAUCUGGGCUGGGGCCUAAACCAAGGUUUUAAAUCUUAUUCCGAAGAUAUAUAAUUUCUACAUUUAAGCCUCCUA